Messenger RNA from Lottia gigantea (owl limpet), 3669 nucleotides. RefSeq lists its product as hypothetical. Gene Ontology annotation, molecular function: chromatin binding; transcription cis-regulatory region binding; RNA polymerase II general transcription initiation factor activity. Bases 289 to 3669 code for a protein of 1126 amino acids. The record is from RefSeq and is a predicted model, not a curated record. Gene Ontology annotation, biological process: transcription initiation at RNA polymerase II promoter. Gene Ontology annotation, cellular component: transcription factor TFIID complex. NCBI's taxonomy places the organism in Eukaryota, Metazoa, Mollusca, Gastropoda, Lottiidae. The transcript has 2 exons.
CCCAUGAAAUAGUCGUGAAAUUGAAAACAAUCAAAUGUUUUCCAAAAUAUUCCAAUAACUUCAACCGAGAAACAAUUAUAAACUCUCAGCUAACUAUUAUCUAGCAUAGAUUUACAAGUUGUGCACGAAGCAGUAAAUGUCGUUCUGAUUUAGACCUUCAAAUCUCGUUUGAAUAAUUUUAGUAAACAAAAUGUAAACAAAAACAAUUCCAAGAACAUUCUAACAUCAAAUAAAUCUAGAUUCAAGCAGUAUUAGUAAAAUCUUUCUGUUUCCAAUUGUGCUAUCAACAUGAAGAAAGACAUUAAAGCAGACAAGCAGAGACCUUAUAAACUCUCACAUCAAAAAAUUUGCCUGACUGGAGUAAAUUUUGAGAAAAGAUCAGUGAUCGGCUACGUAGAUUUGACAAUCCAUCCCUUACGACCUGAUCUCAAACGAGUUAAAGUAAAUUUUAAACAAGGGUGUAUUUAUCGUAUCUGUAUCAAUGAUCAGUGGGAGGCAGCUUUCCUUUACAAUGAUCCAACUCAAGAAAUAUGUCAAGGCGAUGCCAAACAACGAAAUCUAGACUUCUUUCAAAACUGUCAUUUAUCAGCUAUGAAUGCAGUGGAUGCUGACAAUGUCAAUGGUGAAGUAACCAUCAAGAUGCCACCAGAAACAAUUCCACUUAUAGCUGAACUUCGACCUUUCAGAAUUUGCAUAGAAUAUUCAUUGGAGAAUCCGAAAGGUGGAAUUCAUUUUGUGGUUCCUGACAUCAAUGAUGAUAUGGCUGAUCGAGGUGCUCACAUGUUUUCAUACGGUCAUGAAAAUUCGUCAAGAUUGUGGUUUCCGUGCAUUGACACCUUCUGUGAACCGUGCACGUGGAAAAUUGAGAUAACUUGUCACCGAGACAUGACGGCCGUGUCUUGUGGAGAUUUGAUAGAAGUGGUUUAUUCCCCUUGUUUGAUGAAAAAGACAUUCCACUAUUACAUAUCUACCCCUGUCAGUGCUCCUAAUAUCGCCAUUGCUGUUGGUCCAUUUGAGAUUUUAGUAGAUCCUAACAUGCAUGAAGUGACUCACUUUUGUUUACCACAUUUAAGUGGUAUUUUAAAACACACUACAGGCUAUAUUCAUGAAGCUUUUGAAUUCUAUGAAGAACUGUUAUCCAGUCGUUAUCCAUACUCGUAUUAUAAACAAGUAUUUGUGGAUGAAAGCUAUGCCGAUGUGAGUGUCUAUGCCACCAUGACAAUAUUUAGUACCAAUUUACUUCACUCUUCAAGAAUUAUUGACCAGACUUUCCACACCAGGAAUUUCAUGGCCCAGGCUGUCGCUCAACAAUUCUUUGGUACCUUUAUUUCAAUGGAUGGUUGGUCUGAUGCAUGGCUUCCUAAAGGCAUAGCUGGAUAUCUAUCAACUUUGUUUAUCAAAAGAACUUUCGGCAAUAAUGAAUUCCGAUACGAAAUCAACAAGAUUUUGAAAGAAGUUGCUGAUUAUGAGAAUAAAGUUGGUGGAAUCGUUUUGGAUCCUACGAAAAAGGAAUCCAAUGUUCAUUAUUCCACUAAGAAUCCUCAUACCAUUUCUCCAAUGUAUGCCGAGAUGUUUUACAAAAAAGCUACCCUGGUAAUACGUAUCCUGGAACAUAGAAUUGGAACUGAAUUAAUCCUGCAAGCUUUGAAUAAAUUACUAUCUCUGGCCUACACUGCCUCUCAACAAAAAUUCUUAAACAACAAUUGGACAAAUAUGUUACUGUCUACUAAUUCCUUCUUAAAAAUCAUUUCUACUGUGACAGGGAAAGAUAUUUUACCUUUCCUUGAACAAUGGGUCUAUCAGAGUGGAUGUGCUAGGUUUUAUGGAAAUUUUGUGUUUAAUCGAAAGAGAAAUGUGGUGGAGUUGGAAAUUAAACAAGACAACAGUUCUAAAGGAGCUUUGAAAUACGUAGGUCCUCUAACAGUUACCAUACAGGAAUUAGAUGGAUCUUUCAACCACACUUUUAAAAUUGAAGAAAAUAAAACAAAGUUUGAGAUAACUUGUCAUUCUAAAAGCCGAAGGAAUAAAAAGAAAAAAAUUCCAUUGAUGACUGGAGAGGAGGUAGAUAUGGAUUUGAGUGCAAUGGAUGCUGAUUCGCCUGUCUUAUGGCUACGUUUAGAUCCAGAGUUGAACACGCUUCGUCAGUGUGCAUGGGAGCAACCAGAUUAUAUGUGGCAGUAUCAACUCCGCUAUGAACGAGACGUCGUGGCUCAGAAAGAAGCCAUUGAAGCUCUGUACAAGUUUGGGACACCUGCUACCCGAUUGGCAUUAACUGACACAAUAGAGAAUGACUCUUGUUACUAUAAGGUGCGAUGUGAUGCCUGUCUCUGCCUGUCAAGCGUUGCCAACUCAAUGGUCAGCAGUUGGGCGGGGCCACCAGCAAUGAUGACUAUAUUUAGAAAGACUUUUGGAUCUCAUUCAUGCCCUUCUAUAAUCAGACAAAAUAAUUUCAAUAACUUUCAACAUUAUUUCUUGUUAAAGACUAUGCCAAAAGCAAUGGCCCAGUUGAGGAAUAUUCACAGUAUUUGUCCUAUGGAGGUGAUGAGAUUUUUAAUUGAUUUGUUUAAGUAUAAUGAUAACAGUAAGAAUAAAUACUCUGAUAAUUAUUACAGAGCUGCUCUGAUUGAAGCUCUGUGUGAGACUGUAACUCCUGCUGUUACCACAGUAUCUCUCUCUGGACCUGGAUUAAGCACAGAUUACCUGAGCACUGAUAUGAGGUUAAUUCUAGAGGAGUGUACUCGAUGUUUAAAUUUAGAAAAGUUGCUGCCCUGUUAUAGACAUACAGUGACUGUGAGCUGUUUGAAACUAAUCAGAACAAUGCAGAAAUUUGGACACCUGCCAAAUGAUCCUGACCUUUUUCAAGCUUAUGCUAAUUAUGGUGUAUUUAUGGACGUACGCCUGGCAGCUCUGACAGCAUUAGUAGAUUAUGUUAAGUCUGAACAUAGCAAGUCUAUAUUAGAGUGGCUCCUUGACUUGGUGGAAACUGAUAAAGACACUGUCAUAAGACACAAAGUAUUGAUGUUACUGGUGGAUAAUCCUCCCUUUAAGAAAGGUGACAGCAAUUCUCUGAAUACAAUGGAGCUGGUAGACAGGCUCUGGAUAUUGAUGAACUCAACAUUGUGUUGUGAUAGUCGUUUACGUUGUGGUGUAGCUGAUUUUUAUUACAUUUUAUAUGGCAGAACGCGACCAUCUUGUGUACCUAUUCCUGAAAAUAUGAUGGUGCUGAAUUUGAAACAGAAAACAACUUUUUUGAAUCCUGCUAUUGUACCUGAAAAACUUCAAGAUGAUAUUUUUGAAGAAGAAUUAUCAACAGAAGAGAACAUAUAUCGCCAAUCUAGAAGAGAACCAGGAGAGAUCAUUGUCACUCCAAAACGGAAAAUUGAAAAUCCAGCUAAUCCUAAAUCCCAAUAUGAAUCUGCUUUCUUAUCUUUUGUGAAGUCUUCGACUGGAUUAGAAACAACAAAACCUGAAAGUGGUGCCACCCCAGCGAAACAAAUCAAAAUUGAUUCUGAAGGGAAGGUCACAGCAUUCGACCUGAUGGGGAAAGCUCCGGUAGAUCUCAUAAACCCAAAAAGAAGAAGAAAAAAAAUAAACACAAGCACAAACAUAAACAUAAACACGACAAAUCAAGAGACGAAGAGAAAAUGUCAAAAGAAAAAAGUGAAAUAA